CCAGGUGGUCGGAAGAUCUUUGCCGACGGAGACCGAGGAGCACCCCAAGAUCUACCGUAUGAAGCUGUGGGCGCCCAAUGAGGUCCGCGCCAAGUCCAAGUUCUGGUACUUUCUGAGGAAGCUUAAGAAGGUGAAGAAGAGCAAUGGUCAAAUUCUUGCCAUCAAUGAGAUUUUUGAGAAGAACCCAACCACGAUCAAGAACUAUGGUAUCUGGUUGAGAUACCAAAGUAGAACUGGCUACCACAACAUGUACAAGGAGUAUCGUGAUACCACCUUGAAUGGUGCGGUUGAGCAAAUGUACACUGAGAUGGCUUCUCGCCACAGAGUCCGCCCUCAUUGCAUCCAAAUUAUUAAGACAGCCACUAUUCCUGCUAAGCUCUGCAAAAGGGAGAGUACCAAGCAGUUCCAUGACUCUAAGAUCAAGUUCCCACUGGUGUUCAGGAAGGUGAGGCCGCCAACAAGGAAGCUCAAGACCACAUAUAAGGCUUCAAGGCCCAACCUCUUUAUGUAAAAUGUUUUCAUUAAUUCUCUAUUUCUGCAAGUUCCUUGCAAGAAAAGAAAUAGUAGAAACUCUUAUCAGUUUUGCUGGAUUCUUACCGUGUUCUUUUUUGUUUACCUGGGAUAACAGACUUUUGUUUGAGGAAGGAUUACUUUAAAAACUGCUUGUUUGUUAACUUUUUAUCUAUUUUGAGGAUAUCAUUAUCUCAUGUUAA
Messenger RNA from Sesamum indicum (sesame), 713 nucleotides. Its product is annotated as large ribosomal subunit protein eL20. Gene Ontology annotation, biological process: translation. The record is from RefSeq and is a predicted model, not a curated record. Gene Ontology annotation, cellular component: ribosome. Lineage: Eukaryota; Viridiplantae; Streptophyta; Magnoliopsida; Lamiales; Pedaliaceae. Gene Ontology annotation, molecular function: structural constituent of ribosome.